GCUUGGGCUCCCGGGGCCAUGUCGUGGCUUUUCGGCAUCAACAAGGGCCCCAAGGGCGAGGGCGCCGGGGCGGCGCUGCCUCUGCCGCCCACGCAGCCCGGGGCCGAGGGUGGCGGGGACCGCGGCGCAGGGGACCGCCCGGCGCCCAAGGACAAAUGGAGCAACUUCGACCCGACGGGCCUGGAGCGCGCGGCCAAGGCGGCGCGCGAGCUGGAGCACUCGCGCCACGCCAAGGAGGCACUGAGUCUGGCGCAGAUGCGGGAGCAGACACUGCAACUGGAGCAGCAGACCAAGCUGAAGGAGUAUGAAGCCGCUGUGGAGCAGCUGAAGAACGAGCAGAUCCGUGUGCAAGCUGAGGAGAGGAGGAAGACACUGAGCGAGGAGACGCGGCAGCACCAGGCCAGGGCCCAGUACCAGGACAAGUUGGCCCGGCAGCGCUACGAGGACCAGCUGAGGCAGCAGCAACUUCUCAAUGAGGAGAACUUGCGGAAGCAGGAGGAGUCUGUGCAGAAGCAGGAGGCGAUCCGACGAGCCACGGUGGAGCGGGAGAUGGAGCUGCGGCACAAGAAUGAGAUGCUACGGGUGGAGGCUGAGGCGCGUGCCCGGGCCAAGGCUGAUCGGGAGAACGCAGACAUCAUCCGUGAGCAAAUCCGCCUGAAGGCCGCGGAGCACCGCCAGACCAUCCUGGAGUCCAUCAGGACAGCGGGCACACUGUUUGGCGAGGGAUUUCGUGCCUUUGUGACUGACUGGGACAAAGUGACAGCCACGGUGGCUGGGUUGACAUUGUUGGCUAUUGGGGUCUACUCUGCCAAGAACGCCACGGCUGUGGCUGGCCGAUACAUCGAGGCCCGGCUGGGGAAGCCGUCCCUGGUAAGGGAGACAUCCCGCAUCACUGUGCUGGAGGCGCUGAAGCACCCCGUGCAGGUCAGCAGGCGGCUUCUCAGCAAGCCCCAGGACGCAUUGGAAGGCGUUGUCCUCAGCCCCAAGCUGGAGGAGCGGGUGAGAGACAUCGCGAUAGCGACAAGGAACACGAAGAAGAAUGGGAGUCUUUACCGGAACAUUCUGAUGUAUGGGCCCCCAGGUACCGGGAAGACAUUGUUUGCCAAGAAACUGGCCCUGCACUCAGGCAUGGACUACGCCAUCAUGACGGGCGGCGAUGUGGCACCCCUGGGCCGGGAGGGCGUGACUGCCAUGCAUAAGGUCUUCGACUGGGCCAACACCAGCCGGCGAGGCCUCCUGCUCUUUGUGGAUGAGGCAGACGCCUUCCUCAGGAAGCGGGCAACUGAGAAGAUCAGCGAGGACCUGAGGGCCACCCUGAAUGCGUUCCUGCACAGGACUGGUCAGCACAGCAGCAAGUUCAUGCUGGUCCUGGCUAGCAAUCAGCCUGAGCAGUUUGACUGGGCCAUCAACGACCGUAUUGACGAGAUGGUGAAUUUUACCCUGCCGCAGCUUGAGGAGCGGGAGCGCCUGGUGAGGCUGUACUUCGACAAGCACAUCCUCAAGCCAGCCACGGAGGGGAAGCAGCGCCUGAAGCUGGCCCAGUUUGACUACAGCAGGAAGUGCUCAGAGAUUGCCCAGCUGACAGAAGGCAUGUCGGGCCGGGAGAUUGCCCAACUGGCCGUGGCCUGGCAGGCUAUGGCAUAUGCGUCAGAAGACGGGGUCCUCACCGAGGCUAUGGUGGACACGCGUGUCAAGGACGCCAUCCAGCAGCACCAGCAGAAGAUGCAGUGGCUGCGCGCAGACGGCUCAGCAGACAGCGAGCCCCAGCUCUCCUGAUGCCCCUGCUGGUGGCCGGCAGAUGGACACUGUCGUGCUGAA
Trichechus manatus latirostris (Florida manatee) is the source of this 1818-nucleotide messenger RNA. RefSeq names its product ATPase family AAA domain-containing protein 3. Lineage: Eukaryota; Metazoa; Chordata; Mammalia; Sirenia; Trichechidae. The coding region runs from base 19 to 1776 and encodes 585 amino acids. The transcript is spliced from 16 exons. Gene Ontology annotation, molecular function: ATP binding; ATP hydrolysis activity; zinc ion binding. Gene Ontology annotation, biological process: mitochondrion organization. Gene Ontology annotation, cellular component: mitochondrion. The record is from RefSeq and is a predicted model, not a curated record.